GUAAAAAUUUCGGAUCCGGAGGCGCAGACAUUUUGAAUAUAUUUUUUUUCCUUAAAAAAUGUCAUAAAAUAUGAAAGAUAAAAUAUGGUACAUCUAACGACAAACAGCGAGAGCGUAAAGGUUAUUCUGGAUCAACUGUUUGAGGAGGGAGGGGGGGGAAGAGAGAAACGUCAGAAUUGUAAACUGUGAUUUAUUUCUAUGAAUCAUUAGUAUAAAAUCGAUUCUUUUCGUGCAAUUUCGUAUCGUUAUUAUACAACAAAUAGAAUUUGUUCUAUAAUAUUGCAACUGUCAUUCACUCCUCACACGUGGUACUGUUAUGUCAUCGCUCGAACUGUCAACACAUCUCAAAUGUAGCACAUAAAAAAAAAGACGACGUGUAUCUCCAAUAAUUUUCGUGAUGCCACACAAGUAAACAAGUGUUUCGACAAAGCAUAAAUAUUUCACUUCGAAGAUGGCUUUGUGUUGAAUGUAAAAAAUACAUCAUCAGUCGAAGUAUUUCAGUUAAUAUAAUUUUCAACAUCAACAGAAAAUAUAUAUAUAUAUAUAUUUUGUGAUUGAAACACCAAAGAAAUGCAAGAUUUAUACUUUUUUAAUGUCGCAGUAUUUGCGAUCAUUAUUUUCCUUAUUGCAUUUAUUAUAAUUGUCUUUGACAGCUUUUUAUGGGUGUUUAUUGUAACUGGCAUUUAUGCACUUAGCAGUUUCUAUGCUGUUAAAUUGAUAGAAUGCAUUGAUAGUUUAUUAGCAAGAUUUAAUAUUACGAAUGACAAAUUUAUUGCAAAAUAUGAGUUCAAGGAUACGUGCAGCGUUUGUAGUAAUAACACUUGUAAAAGACACAAGUUACUGCCACAUUCGACAAAGAUUAAAGUACCUAAGGAUUUUGACCAUGCGUUGGAACAGCUUUUAGAAGAGGUGCUACAGAUCUAUGUCCGCUCAUGGUACUCUGAUUUUUCGACAAAUGAAGCUUUCAUACAACAGUUGCGUCUAGCUAUAACGACUGCAGCAAAGAAUAUUGCUAUUAGAUUGUUACGUGCAGAUACAGCAGGCAUCACAUUCAACGAUCUGAUUCCCUUGGCCAUACAACAUGCUCAAGAUUGGAAUACGCUUCUGAAAAAAUCAAGAAUGGACGUUAAAACACCUCAGGAUUAUAUUGGAAGUUAUCUGAAUUCGAAGAUUCAUCCAGCUGCUUAUUCCAGAGAAGCUGAAUUGAAUUAUUUACGAGGAUUGGUCACUGCACUGCUGCCACAUUUGUUACCUGCUAUACAUGUCUCGACAAAUAACAAAGUGAUACUUCGGGAGAUCUUGGCCAAUUGGGUGCUACUACCAGCAAUUGAUGCACUUGCGGAUCCAGAGAAUAUAAACACACUAGUGACUUUGUCCACUCAUCAUGAUACCACUCUAUCUAAUGUAGAGAAAACCAUUAAUGUACCAAUGUUACAAUCGUGGGUGACAGGGAUGCAUUUACACAUUGUUGCGCAAAAUUGUUUCAAGCCAUCUUUAAAUGAAGUCUUGAACGAUCCUGAACUGUUGUACAUGUUUAUGCAACACAUCAAGGAAUCAGGACCCAUGAAUCUUCUUCAAUUUUGUUUAGAUAUUGAUGAUCUCAGUAAACGUAUGUUAAAUCCGGAAAUGUCGACCAGCGCUGAAAAGAGCUUAUACACAGAUGUUCGAAAUUUAUACGCAGUAUAUCUCGAUCCCGAUGGUCCGGAAUAUCUGUAUCUACCAUUACAUAUAUCGAAUGGCAUACGACAAAUAUUGGAAGGUGGACCGGAAAAAAUCCAAGAGCUACGAACAUCACGACCCUUCUAUCAAGCUCAUCAAGAAGCACACGCGCUCUUAGAAAGUAUCUGUCUGCCACCGUUCCAUCAUAGUUAUCAAUUAUACAAACAUUUGUGUGGUUAUUUGGCAUCAGAACAAGCAAAAGCUACUGCAACCAACGCCGGCGGAGGUGCAUCCGUUUCCACCCGACCCAGCAGCAGCCAACUGGGCAGGAUGGACGGCGUUUCGCGGUCGACGAUGGACGGUACUCCGUUUCCGCUGCAGCACGUCUACCCGGUCGAGGAGGUGGACUGCACGGCGCGAGCCUACGGCGAGAUCAAGGGCUUCGGCGACAAGUCUCACCGCGACCUGACGACGUGGCGGGUCGCCGUUCCCCACGUGGACGGCGGUGGCGCGCAACCGGUGUACAUGAUCGCCAUCCACAGCGUGGCGGAGGCCAAGUCGUGGACGGUCCUGCGCCAGGAUCAGGACUUCUACACUCUGCGGGCGCGACUCGCCGAGUUCCACGGCGACAAGGAGCUGAACGACUCGCCGUUGUCGUCCCGCAAGAAUCCCAAUCUGCCUCUGGCGGCGAAUCGUCAACGUUACGAGGAGUUUCUGCAGAAGCUGCUGUCCAAGCCGAUGCUGAGGAGCAGCGAGCUCCUCUACACCUUCCUGACGACCCCGAAUCUGAAGCCCUGCUUCGCCAACUACAGCACACCCGACAUCGGUAUCCUCUAUCAGAGCGUGACCUACAAAUUGCGAAAGGAAAGAGGACAGCACCUGGAUAGAUUUAUGAGCACCUUUCUCGCGUCCACGAAUACAAAGUACGAGCAUAUGGAUAUGGGUGUUGAACCCUUGAGCGAGCACAAUCUCGAUGAAACAGAGAGCAAAGGUAGAAAUCUGCUGAACGGAGCAUUCGGUAAUAAUCUGAAUCUAUCUGUCGCCUUGCGAGAUCAGGCCUGCGCUGACGAUGUAUUGCAACGCGAGCAUGUAAAAGGGGCAAGCUUAUGCGUCGUGGAAACUGUGGAUGGUCUGCUAAAUAUACCUCCGAUUAUUUCGCGACUCAUGUGGAUGUUCGCCUCCUUAUUGCAUAAAAGGAUGGAUCCUCUUGUGAACGCGUUGUUCUACAAUAUGCUGAUCAAGCUCCUGAGCGGCGGCCGUGCUUCUAUCGUCGUCAAGCUUUUACACGCGAAGAUAACAGGUAGAAAUUACAUGAAGGACUUCUCCACGCAAGCAAGAUGUCGAGAUUAUUACGAGACCGCCAAGGAAGGGCUAUAUUCCUUGUUGCCAUGGUGGUUGCUGGGUCUCUCCAAGCCCUGGAACAGUUUGAUGGAUUCUCUGUUGGAUCCUUUACAAAACGCACCGUUCAAUAAGCAACUGGCGUAUUUUCUGCUGGAUCACAUCUUGGUAAAUCUUUUCCCUGAAGUAACAGCGUAAUAUAUAUAUAUAUCUUUUGACAAACGUAAAAAAAUGAACAGU
Messenger RNA from Nylanderia fulva, 3237 nucleotides. RefSeq names its product sorting nexin-14. Gene Ontology annotation, biological process: autophagosome maturation. The record is from RefSeq and is a predicted model, not a curated record. Gene Ontology annotation, cellular component: late endosome. NCBI's taxonomy places the organism in Eukaryota, Metazoa, Arthropoda, Insecta, Hymenoptera, Formicidae. Gene Ontology annotation, molecular function: phosphatidylinositol binding.